UGUGAAAAAGAAAACAAGAGAAAAAGGUAGCUCAAGUAUAAAUUAGGAUAUGUAAACCAUCCUCUUUUAGUAAAAGUAACACAGCAAAGCAAAUAAUGUUGUCUUCAAACUUCUUGUUUUUCUCUGUAACUCUACUAAUCAUCACACUCUCCCCCAUACCGAAUUUUGCUUCUGCUACUUUGGAGGAAGCCAAUGCUCUUCUCAAAUGGAAAGAAAACCUUGAACUUCCACACAACUCCUUGCUCUCUUCAUGGAUUCCACUCCCUAUGAACUCCACGACAUCAUUUCCAUGCACUUCUUGGUUUGGAGUAGUUUGCAAUGCUGUUGGGAGCAUUCAGAGGUUGAACCUCAGUUCAUCGGGCUUAAAAGGUACACUCCACCAAUUUCCAUUCUCUUUGCUACACAAUCUUACGCAUUUUGAUCUCUAUGAGAAUAACUUCUUUGGCACCAUCCCACCAGAAAUCAGACUCUUGUCCAAACUUGUAUAUCUUGAUUUUUCAUUGAAUAUGUUUUCUGGAGUAAUUCCACCUGAAAUAGGAAACCUGCACCAGCUGACCAACCUGUACCUAGACUCGAACAAUAUAUCUAGCUCAAUUCCUUCAUCAUUAGGUGAUUUGACAUCUUUGAAUACCCUUUAUUUGUACAAAAAUCUUCUAUCUGGUCCCAUUCCUAUUGAACUUGGCAAUUUGAAGUCUCUCACUCAUCUUGCGGUAUACAAAAAUCAACUUAGUGGUUCUAUCCCUUCAUCACUAGGAAACCUCAGCAACCUACAGUCUCUACACCUCUAUGAGAAUAGAUUAUCUGGUCUCAUUCCUAUUGAACUUGGGAAUUUGAAGUCUCUCACUCAUCUUGUGGUAUACAAAAAUCAACUUAGUGGUUCUAUUCCUUCAUCACUAGGAAACCUGAGCAACCUACAGUCUCUACGCUUCUAUGAGAAUAGAUUAUCUGGUCCCAUUCCUAUCGAACUUGGCAAUUUGAAGUCUCUCACUCAUCUUGUGUUAUACAAAAAUCAACUUAGUGGUUCUAUUCCUUCAUCAUUGGGUGAUUUGACAUCUCUGAAUAUUCUUUUUUUGUAUAAAAACCAACUCUCUGGUCCCAUUCCUAUUGGACUUGGGAAUUUGAAGUCUCUCAAUUCAAUUUCCAUGAGCUACAAUCAACUUAGUGGUUCCAUUCCUUCAUCACUAGGAAACCUGAGCAACCUACAGUCUCUACGCCUCCAUGAGAAUAGAUUAUCUGGUCCCAUUCCUAUUGAACUUGGGAAUUUGAAGUCUCUCGCUGAUCUUCAGGUUGGCAAAAAUCAACUUAGUGGUUCUAUUCCUUCAUCACUAACAAACUUAAGCAAGCUAGAGACAUUGUACCUUAAAGGGAAUAAAUUAUCGGGUAUCAUUCCUAUUGAACUUGGGAAUUUGAAGUCUCUCACUGAUCUUAUAUUGAGCAACAAUGAUCUGACUGGCUCUAUUCCUUCAUUGCUAGCAAACCUGAGCAACCUACAAUAUCUGUACCUCAAAUACAAUAAAUUAUCAGGUGCCAUUCCUAUUGAAUUUGGGAAUUUGAAGUCUCUUGAAGAAUUGGUGGUGAGCGGCAAUCAACUUAGUGGUUCUAUUCCAUCAUCACUAGCAAACAUGAGCAACCUAAAGACUAUGUACCUCCACGAGAAUAAAUUAUCUGGUCCAAUUCCUGUUGAACUUGGAAAUAUGAAGUCCCUGACUCAGCUUAUGGCGAACCACAAUCAACUUAGUGGUUCUAUUCCUUCCGAGUUUACGAAUUCAACUCAACUACGAAGGCUUAAUCUGUCUUCAAAUAAUUUGGUUGGUGAGAUUCCAAAAGCAUUUGAGAAGAUGAAAAGUAUGUUAUAUUUGUACAUUUCUGAUAACCAACUGUCAGGUAAUAUACCUCUGGAGCUCGGGUCAUUCCGUGAACUCCUUGAACUAGAUCUAUCCACAAAUAGAUUGAAUGGGUCGAUACCCAAAAGCAUUGGUAAUUGGGCACACAUCCAUCACUUGAAUCUUAGUAAUAACCAGCUUAGUGAGAAAAUUCCAGGUGAGAUUGGUAAAUUAGUUCAACUUACGGAACUUGAUUUAUCUCAGAAUUUUCUCACAAAAGAUAUACCAUCUGAAGUUCAAAGUUUGCAAAAUGUACAAAAAUUGGAUCUUUCUCACAAUAGACUAUCUGGUUCUAUUCCUGAAGCUUUCACAAGUUUGCCUCUUGGGAUUGAUAUCAACCUUUCUUACAAUGAGCUCUCAGGUCCGGUUCCCGCUAGCGCCAACUUUGUGAAUGCGUCCCUACAAGGCAAUCCAGGUUUGUGUGGAAAUGUUACGGGAGUGGAACUUUGUGCAAGUCAAAUCUUGAAGAAGAAAAAUGAUCCCUUUCAUCAUCAGCUCAUCCUAAUAAUUAUGCUCCCUCUUAUCGGGGCAACUUUACUUGGUUUAUUCAUGUGUGGCCUCAUUGCUUAUCGAAAACAAAAGAGACAUUCUCUACAGAAACCAUUGGAUAAUGAAGGUGGUGAUUACUUCUCCAUAACAAAUUUUGAUGGAGGAGUAGUGUAUGAUGACAUCUUGAAAGCAACGGACAAUUUUGAUGAAGCAUAUGCUAUUGGAACCGGAGGAUAUGGGACUGUGUACAAAGCUGAGAUACAGCCUAACAAUGUGGUAGCUGUCAAGAAACUUCACUCAUCAUCUGAGAAUGUUGAUCAUAAUGGAUUCCUUAAUGAGGUACGAACAUUAACAAACAUAAGGCAUCGAAACAUAGUGAAACUCUAUGGAUAUUGCUCCCAUCCCCAUCACUCAUUUUUGAUUUAUGAAUACCUUGAAAAGGGAAGCCUUGGAUCAAUCUUAAGAAGUGAUGUCUUAGCAAAAGAAUUGGAUUGGUUGAAAAGGGUCGAUAUUGUAAAGGCUGUUGCUAAUGGUUUGGCUUAUAUGCAUCACGACUGCUCACCUCCUAUAAUUCAUAGAGACAUUUCCAUCAACAACAUCCUUCUUGAUUCUGAUUAUGAGGCACAUAUAUCUGAUUUCGGCACGUCCAAGCUUUUAAAGCUAGACUCAUCAAACUGGACGACAAUUGCAGGCACCUAUGGUUAUAUCGCGCCAGAGCUUGCUUAUACAAUGGUGGCAUCUGAGAAAUGUGAUGUGUAUAGCUUUGGAGUUGUUGCACUAGAAGUGGUGAUGGGAAAGCAUCCUGGAGAACUGAUAACAUCUUUACCAACAUUGUCUGCUGAUUAUUUGGUGUUAGAAAAUGUGGGAGAUAGCCGGAUACCUCCUCCGUCAUCCCAAAUUGAGAAACAAGUUAAGUCGGUGUUGACUCUCACAAGAGCAUGUUUGAACUCAAAUCCACAUGAAAGGCCAACAAUGCACCAAGUUUCAAAUCUGUUAAUUAGAAUCUGCUUUGAAUUGACAUCUUCGGCUUGAUAAAGUGUACAUUCGAUGUUCUUAAUUUUUUUGUAGUUUUGUAUGAUGCUCCUGACUAUAUCUACACAAUUGAAUGCCAAGGACGAUUGCAAUCCUUCUACUCAAUACUGGAAAAGAGUGCUAGCUACACAAGUUUUGCCUUUAUUUCCAGGUGAAAUUUUGAAGUGGAAAAGUAAUAUACAAGGUUUCUACAAAGAGAUCAACAAGUCAUUAGUUAACCCUAACAAACAUGAUUAAAAUCAGCAUAUACAAAUUACCAUUGCCAUAAAUGUAAAACAUUUUUCCCCUGCCAUUGGCCUAAUGUUUAAGCAGGUUAGUAAUCAGGGUCUUUCUUAUCUUAAACAUUUACUUGAAAAAUAUGACAUACAAGUGCUAUAUAUCAUCUUAUUUUGUUACAUUCCUAACAAAGAACAAAUCAAGACUCAUUAAUGCAAGUAUAAAAGCUUCAUCAUCUGAACCUCCCUUGCAUGUCUACUGGGAGCAGCGAAAUGGCAGCCGUAGUUUUAUGGAUCCUCAAUCGAUCGUGGAAGAAUUUGAAAACCAUUUGUCAUGUGUGACUAUUUUUACUGGAAUCCAGAAAGAACUAAAACAAGGGCUAUUAAUGUUGAUAGACAUCAUAAUUUUCCAGAGACAUGAUAUCUAAUGUUGAGCAACUUUUCUGAUGACAUCAUAGCAAGAUUAACUAGUUAUAACGACAUACACUCGCAGGCCCGGCCCAGUACCUAGGCAACUUGGGCUUAGGCCCAGGGUAGGAAGUUUAUGGGGGCAUCCAGCUAUGGUUCUUUUACAUAUAAAGUGGCCCAAAAAAUAGCCCCAUAUCUUGUGAUCUGUCAGGACGUGAGAAAGCAGGGCAAGAAAACCUUAGGCGCCAGACAAUCAUCGAGCGUUCAUCAAUUGCGUAUAGAAAAUCCAAACGUCCGGCGCUUUGAAACAUGUUGUUAUCGAUUGGAGAAUUUGAUGCCCUAGAAUCACCUUAUGUCUCUGAUAAAUAAAGAGAUGUUGAUCAUCUCUACAAUCUCAGAGGCUGCCUUCCCACAUGUUCAAGGCACUACUACAUCACGUGAAGUCUGGCUCUCUCUAGAACGUGCCUACUCUCCUCACACGUCUUCCAGUGAAUACACUCUCAAAACACAGUUAAUGAAGAUACAAAUGAAGGGUGUUGAAACAUAAGAAGUCUAUCUCGAUAGGGAAAAAGAGUAUGCUGAUGCUUUAUCCAACAUUGGUGAAGCUUUUAAAGAAAAAGAUUUGGUUAUGCUUGUAAAUUGCAGGUCUUCGUGAAGAAUAUAAUAGUUUGAAAUCGACUCUUCUUGCUAGACAGGUUCCAACUGCCUUUAAUGAGUCACAUGGGCUACUCUCAGAUCACGAUUUCAUGAUCAAACAAUUUGUUCCUGUUGUUCAAUCACCACAGGCCUUUACUACUAAUACUAUUGGCAUGUCUUUUCUAACAGGGUCUUCACAACAGGAUCUCGUUCAAGCUCUUAAUCAACUUGCCUCACAACUCGGAUUCAGUACUCUACAACCUUUUACUCAACAGUCAUAAGCUUGCUUCACUUCCUACUCUCAAAACAACCGUUCUUGUGGUCGCACCACCAACAAUUGUGGGUUUGGAUGUAGUCCAAACAACCGAACCAAUAGAGGACAAUUUAAUUGGGCAUCCAAUCAAAAUACGGUGUAUGGAACUUGCAAGCGAUGUGGCAUUGGUCACAUCCCAUCUAACUGUCGGAAUCGUGACCCGGCAACCAUCCGCAACAGACAACAAUUUUCAGUCAAUCAUGAUGAUUACUGGUCCCAAUCCCCCUCCUGGCUCCUUGACACUGGUGCUAAUAGCUAUGUAGCACCAAAAUCAUCUAGUAUCGGUACGUCUGAACCAUAUUAUGGUGAAGAUUUUCUCCACGUUGGAAAUGGAUGAGAAGUCGGCCACUAUCCUCCUCAUAGGUCCACGUAAAACAGGCUCUACUCGCUUCAUCUCCCAUUCCUCCUACCAAUUUCUAGAAGCGUCUUCACUGGUGUUCGUGCUCCUGUUCACACAUGGCAUUAACGGCUUGGUCACCCUCAUUCGUAACUUUUACAUUCCAUGUUAACAUAAUACUCUCUUCUAGUUUGGCACAAAAAGUCAAGUAUUCCUUGUAAUGCAUGUCAUGUAGGAAAAUCCUCUAAACUUUCUUUGCCUUUAUCGAAUUUUAAAAGUUCUUGCA
Lactuca sativa (garden lettuce) is the source of this 5599-nucleotide messenger RNA. Lineage: Eukaryota; Viridiplantae; Streptophyta; Magnoliopsida; Asterales; Asteraceae. The record is from RefSeq and is a predicted model, not a curated record.